AUGAUUGGUUUCGAGUGGCUGGAAAUCCAAUACCGUCUUAUUACUGUGUUGGCCUUUCUUUCUUUGUUCUGCAAUGUGAUCCUCAUCAUUCUGAUCUAUUUGAAAUCUCCAAAGAAGUUGGGACCAUAUAAACAUCUUAUGACAUUCAUAUCAAUCUUUGAGAUUUGUUAUUCGAUCAUUGAUUAUCUGGUUGUUCCAGUCAUGCAUUCCUACGGGACAUCUUUCUUUAUCAUGACUCCUCUUUCUCAUUCGCUUUUUGAAAAACCAGUUUCUUUGAUAAUGCUAGGUGUAUGGUGUGCAUUUUACGGAUCAUCGAUGGCUCUAUUUGGAAUUCAUUUCAUUUACAGAUACUUGGCAGUUAGCGGAAACAAGAGGAUUUCCACUUUCAAAGGUUUCAAAAUAGUAGCAUGGUUGAUUGUUCCAUUUAUUUUCGGAACUAUUUGGGGUACCAUAUCUUAUUUUUGUUGUGGACCCAAAGCGGUAACGACCAACUACAUAAGAGAUAAUUUGAUGCAAGAGUUUAGUUUAUCUGUAGAAGACGUCACUUACAUGGGUCCCUAUUUUUUCAAUGAAAAUGGAGGAUUUCUCUUUGACACUGAUGUUGUCAUGACACUCGUUGGAGCAACAUCAAUAAUGGGUACUUCUUUAAUGACAAUUUUCUUCUAUGGCUGGAAAUGCUAUAAAGCACUUUCAGAUGUUACCACAUCCGGUGGAUUCUCAAAACAGUAUCGUGCUCUACAGCGACAAUUUUUCCUGGCAUUAGUUCUCCAAACAGUUAUACCAAUUACUCUAAUGCAUCUUCCACUUCUUAUCACAUAUUCUGGAGCUCUUUUUAACGUUGGUUUGGGAAGAAUGAGCAGUAUCACUUCCAUUACCAUUGCAUUAUACCCUGUGAUCGAUCCUCUUCCGUCUAUUUUCAUAAUCAAAAACUAUAAGGAAGGCUUGAAAAAGUUCCUGAUGACUCCUGUGAAAUUCUGUCUGACUGUGAAAAAUAAGAAAGCAGUGAAUGUUGCCCAUAUCGACGGUACCAGCUCCAGACGAACUUCUAAGUUGCCAGACGAUGAUAAUGUCUCUGUAUGGGGAGAAAUUUAA
Messenger RNA from Caenorhabditis briggsae, 1092 nucleotides. RefSeq names its product Protein CBR-STR-206 (gene Cbr-str-206). The record is from RefSeq and is a predicted model, not a curated record. Gene Ontology annotation, biological process: G protein-coupled receptor signaling pathway; olfactory behavior. Gene Ontology annotation, molecular function: G protein-coupled olfactory receptor activity. The transcript is spliced from 4 exons. Lineage: Eukaryota; Metazoa; Nematoda; Chromadorea; Rhabditida; Rhabditidae. The coding region runs from base 1 to 1092 and encodes 363 amino acids.